GCCGGGGAGGGGGAGGGGGCGGCACUUCCGGUCAGGCCCUCGGGUCUCCCCUGUGCGGCGGCGCCUCCUCCGCCUCCUCGGUCUCCUCCCGGCGGAGACCCCGGCGCCGGUCUCACAACCCCACCCGGCUGAGAUGGAGGCAAACGCAGCAGGCGGCGGCGGGGGCGGCGGCCUUGGGGGCGAGGACGGGGUGCACUUCCAGAGCUACCCCUUCGACUUCCUGGAGUUCCUCAACCACCAGCGCUUCGAGCCCAUGGAGCUGUACGGGGAGCACGCCAAGGCGGUGGCGGCCCUGCCCUGCACCCCCGGGCCCCCACCGCAGCCGCCGCCGCAGCCCCCGCCACCCCAGUAUGACUACCCGCCCCAGGCCGCCUUCAAGCCUAAGGCUGAGACGCCCUCCUCGUCCUCAUCCUCCGCUUCGUCCACCUCAUCAUCGUCAUCCUCCUCUUCCUCCUCCCAAGCCAAGAAGCCCGACCCACCCUUGCCGCCCGCCUUCGGGGCGCCCCCGCCCCCCCUCUUUGACGCUGCCUUCCCGGCCCCGCAGUGGGGCAUUGUGGACCUCUCAGGACACCAGCACCUGUUUGGGAACCUGAAACGUGGAGGGCCCACUUCUGGGCCAGGGGUGGCCCCGGGGCUGGCCACUGCCGCUGGGACACCCGGGCCACUCCCCGCCCCCUCACAGACCCCGCCGGGGCCCGCUGCAGGGGCGGCCUGUGACCCCACCAAGGACGACAAGGGCUACUUCCGUAGGCUGAAGUACCUGAUGGAGCGGCGCUUCCCGUGCGGCGUGUGCCAGAAGUCCUUCAAGCAGUCCUCUCACCUGGUCCAGCACAUGCUGGUGCACUCGGGGGAGAGGCCCUACGAGUGCGGCGUCUGUGGCCGCACCUACAACCACGUCUCCAGCCUCAUCCGCCACCGCCGCUGCCACAAAGAUGCCCCGCCCACCACAGGGGUCCUACCACAACCAGGUGCAACCCUCCCACCGUUGGGUCUGCCCGCUCUCCCCACCGCUGGUGCCCCCGCCCCCGGGGCCCCCACCCCUGGUGCGCCCACACCGGUCCCUGCUGGCCCACCACCCACGCCUUCCGCUCCUGCAGCCUCUGCAGAAGGGAACACGGCCCCGGGCGCACCGGCAAGUGUGGGGGUGCCUCCUCCGGCGGCGGCAGGCGGUGGUGGUGGUGAGGGCCCAUUCGCUUGUCCACUCUGCUGGAAGGUCUUCAAGAAGCCCAGCCACCUGCACCAGCACCAGAUCAUCCACACGGGCGAGAAGCCUUUCUCGUGCUCCGUGUGCAACAAGAGCUUCAACCGAAGGGAGAGCCUCAAGCGCCACGUGAAGACGCACUCAGCCGACCUCCUGCGCCUGCCAUGCGGGGUCUGCGGCAAGGCCUUCCGCGACGCUGCCUACCUGCUCAAGCACCAGGCGGCGCACGCAGGCGCGGCGGGGCCCCGGCCCAUGUAUCCCUGCGACCUGUGCGGUAAGUCCUAUUCAGCACCUCAGAGCCUGCUCCGCCACAAGGCUGCACAUGCACCGCCUGCCACCCCCGAUGCACCCAAGGAUACGGUGGCCGCCGUUUCACAGCCCGGGCCAACCUUUCCUCCCGGGCCCUACUUGCUGCCGCCGGACGCCCCUGCCACAGACAGUGAGAAGGCAGCGGCGGCCGCAGCAGCUGUGGUGUACGGGGCCAUGCCCGUGCCGCUCCUGGGCGCACACCCUCUGCUGCUUGGCGCGGGGACCAGCGGGACAGGCAGUGCGGGCGCCAGCGGCCCCGGAAAGACCUUCUGCUGUGGCAUCUGUGGACGCGGCUUCGGGCGCCGUGAGACCCUGAAGCGCCACGAGCGCAUCCACACAGGCGAGAAGCCACACCAGUGUCCGGUGUGUGGGAAACGCUUCCGUGAAUCCUUCCACCUGAGCAAGCAUCACGUGGUGCACACUCGCGAGCGCCCCUAUAAGUGCGAGCUCUGUGGCAAGGUCUUCGGCUACCCACAGAGCCUGACGCGCCACCGCCAGGUGCACCGGCUGCAGCUGCCCUGCGCUCUGGCUGGGGCUGCCGGCCUCCCCACCGCCCAGGGCGCACCUGGAGCUUGUGGUUCAGGUACUUCAGCCACGGCCGCAGGGGCCACCGAGGGCCUGAGCUACCCCUGCUCGGACUGCGGUGAGCACUUUCCAGAUCUUUUUCACGUCAUGAGCCACAAAGAGGCCCACAUGUCGGAGAAGCCCUAUGGCUGCGAUGCCUGUGGCAAGACCUUCGGCUUCAUCGAGAACCUGAUGUGGCACAAGCUGGUCCACCAGGCUGCCCCCGAGCGCCUGCUCCCGCCCGCGCCCAGCGGCCAGCAGCCUGCGGAUGCCUCUGGCGGUGCCGAGGCAGCCAGCGUGCUGGACAAUGGGCUGGCGGGGGAGGUGGGCGCGGCCGUGGCAGCGCUGGCAGGGGUGUCCGGGGGUGAUGAUGCUGGAGGUGCUGCAGGGGCUGGGGGCGGUGGGGGCGCCAGCUCAGGCCCCGAGCGAUUCAGCUGUGCCACUUGCGGCCAGAGCUUCAAGCACUUCCUGGGCCUGGUUACUCACAAGUACGUACACCUGGUGCGGCGGACCAUGGGCUGCGGCCUCUGCGGCCAGAGCUUCGCUGGCGCCUACGACCUGCUUCUGCACCGGCGCAGUCACCGGCAAAAGCGGGGCUUCCGCUGCCCAGUGUGCGGGAAGCGCUUCUGGGAGGCGGCCCUGCUGAUGCGCCACCAGCGCUGCCACACGGAGCAGCGGCCCUACCGGUGUGGCGUGUGCGGCCGAGGCUUCCUGCGCUCCUGGUACUUGCGGCAGCACCGUGUUGUGCACACGGGCGAGCGGGCCUUCAAGUGUGGCGUGUGCGCCAAGCGCUUCGCACAGUCGUCCAGCCUGGCGGAGCACCGGCGGCUACAUGCAGUGGCCCGGCCCCAGCGCUGCGGCGCCUGCGGCAAGACCUUCCGCUACCGCUCCAACCUGCUGGAGCACCAGCGGCUGCACCUGGGCGAGCGUGCCUACCGCUGCGAGCACUGCGGCAAGGGCUUCUUCUACCUGAGCUCUGUGCUGCGCCACCAGCGUGCUCACGAGCCACCGCGGCCCGAGCUCCGCUGCCCAGCCUGCCUCAAGGCCUUCAAGGAUCCGGGCUACUUCCGAAAGCACCUGGCGGCCCACCAGGGCGGGCGGCCCUUCCGCUGCUCCUCCUGUGGUGAGGGUUUUGCCAACACCUACGGCCUCAAGAAACACCGCCUGGCGCACAAGGCGGAGGGCCUCGGGGGUCCUGGGGCAGGGGCCGGCACGUUGGCCGGGAAAGAGGCCUGACCAGGGGUCUUCCCCUGCACCACUCCACUGAGCUGUCCCCUUCCAGACUCGCCCCUUGCUGGCCGCAGGUCAGACUCUGCCCCUCCUCACCAGUUGCCCUCUCCGUUCUUCGGAACUUCAGACAGACUAGCCUCCUCUGAGGCCCACGCUGUACAAAACACAAGGCUGAAUCACUCCCAAACUAGACUUCUCUGGCCCUCCUCUCAUCCCAUCUGACACUAAAUUUGAUCCUCCAUUCGACCCUUCUUUGUAACCCCCGUCAGCCCCCCGCCCCAGCAGCAUUCUUUCCCGACAAGCUUCGGUGGAGGCGGGCGUGAACCGCCCUUCCCUGGUGGGAUCCGGCUGGACAGCGGGAUGCGACUGGAGCUGGGAGGGCACAAGGGGCCUGGGUGCUCUUUCGGAUUGUGGGGUGGGGGGCGGGUGGCAGACGCGGCUUGUACAGAGCAGAGAUAAUAAACCUAUCACCAGGGCGACGGAGUCCUCCCUCGUGUCCCAGGGAGAGGGGAUUAAGUGCUGGC
Messenger RNA from Artibeus jamaicensis (Jamaican fruit-eating bat), 3828 nucleotides. It is a transcript of the gene ZNF865, whose product is annotated as zinc finger protein 865. Gene Ontology annotation, biological process: regulation of transcription by RNA polymerase II. Gene Ontology annotation, molecular function: RNA polymerase II cis-regulatory region sequence-specific DNA binding; DNA-binding transcription factor activity. The transcript has 2 exons. Lineage: Eukaryota; Metazoa; Chordata; Mammalia; Chiroptera; Phyllostomidae. The coding region runs from base 134 to 3310 and encodes 1058 amino acids. The record is from RefSeq and is a predicted model, not a curated record.